AUGGUGGCCGUGGGGCUGGAUUUUGUAGUGGCAGAAGCAAGGAGAUGUGGGAUUAGGCUGAUAUUGAGUUUGGCUAAUAAUUAUGAAAGUUUUGGUGGGAAGAAGCAGUAUGUGAAUUGGGGUAGAAGCAGAGGACAGUAUCUCACUUCUGAUGAUGAUUUCUUCACAAACUCUAUGGUUAAAGGCCUCUACAAGAAUCAUAUUAGUAGUGUGCUUAACAGAUAUAAUGCAUUCACUGGAGUGAUCUACAAAAAUGACCCAACAAUCAUGGCUUGGGAACUCAUGAAUGAGCCAAGAUGCACCUCUGAUCCCUCGGGCAGAACUAUUCAGGCAUGGAUAAUGGAGAUGAUGGCUUCUUAUUUAAAGUCCGUAGACAGAAACCAUUUGGUCGAAGCCGGAUUAGAAGGCUUCUUCGGCCCAUCAUCGCCUCAGCGAAGCAGAUUGAAUCCAGUCUCCAACAUUGGGACAGGCUUCAUUGCAAACAACAUGGUUCCCGUGGUUGAUUUUGCAACAGUGCAUUCCUAUCCCGACCAAUGGCUAUCAAACACAAAUGAUCAGAAUCAGGUGUCUUUCAUGAGCAAAUGGCUUGACACACACAUCCAAGAUGCUGAGCGCGUUCUGCGGAAGCCUAUACUGAUCGCGGAAUUUGGGAAAUCGUGGAGAGACAUGUUCAGCGGUGGAGCUGCUGGUGGAGGUCUCUUCUGGCAGCUGCUGGCCCCGGGCAUGGAUAACUUCGGAGAUGGGUACGAGAUCAUCCUGAGCGACAAGAGGCAGAGCUCGACUGCAAACCUGAUAGCACAGCAGGCUCUCAUAAACUGUACCAGAUCAGAAAGUGGUUUUGGAGAAGCAUCAAAGGGAGACACAUCCACAACUGAUUACUGACUCUCUAUCUCUAGUCUUGUCUCUCUUUCUUUGGGAUGGA
Molecule: messenger RNA, 922 nt
Organism: Salvia splendens (bonfire salvia)
Lineage: Eukaryota; Viridiplantae; Streptophyta; Magnoliopsida; Lamiales; Lamiaceae
Product: mannan endo-1,4-beta-mannosidase 7
Exons: 5
Coding region: 1-882 (293 amino acids)
Biological process (GO): polysaccharide catabolic process
Molecular function (GO): mannan endo-1,4-beta-mannosidase activity
Source: RefSeq, a predicted model, not a curated record